AGCCCUGACGGAAAAAAAAAACCCUACAGCCAUUGCUGCAACACCUCUCUUCCCGAGCGGUCAGAGCCUCAGAGGCCAAUCCGCCGCCGCCGCCCCCGCCCGCGCCGCCGCAACGCCAUGCUCCAUCUCCGGAAGCUCAUUUCCCCCUUUCUCUCCACAGCCUAUCCCCAGAGUCGCUCCAUCUACUCCCACUUCUCUCGCCACCGCCUGCUCGCCACGACCAGGCCCACCUCACCAAAAACUUUCGCCGUCGAGGACUACCUCGUUACCGCCUGCGGCCUCACCCGACCCAAGGCACGCAAGGCAGCCACGAAGCUCUCCCACCUCAAGUCCCCCUCCAAGAUCGACGCCGUGCUCGCCUUCCUCUCCGCCCUCGGCAUCUCCCGCCCCGGCACCGCCGCCAUCGUCGCCGGCGACCCGCAGCUCCUCUGCGCUGAUGUGGAGAACAACCUGGCGAAGCGCGUCGUCGAGCUCACCGACCUCGGCCUCAAGAAGUCCCAGAUCGCGCGCCUCAUCCCGGUCGCCCGCUCCUCCUUCCGGCACAGCUCCUUGAGCCGCAACCUAGGCUUCUGGCUCCCGGUCUUCGGCUCCUUCGGCAAGCUCGUCCAGGCCCUCAAGGUGAACGGUGGUCUCCUCGGAUCUGACCUCGACAAGGUGGCCAAGCCCAACCUGGCCCUCCUCCAGCAGUGCGGGAUAGAUGUUCGACAAUUCUCCGGCACAUACGUUAGCCGGGUGCUCACCAUGCUCCCCGAGCACGUCCAGAAUGCGGUGUCCUACAUCGAUAAGCUUGGUGUGCCAAGGAAUUCGCGAAUGUUUCGCUAUGCGCUCAUGACCUUCGGCGCUCAGAGCCAGGAGAUACUUGACAAGAAAUUGGUAACCCUGGAGAUGCUUGGUUGGUCACAGGAUGAUGUCUUGAUCGCUGUGAGGAAGAUGCCGGGUAUACUGACCAUGUCUGAGAAAAGGCUGCACACAAAUGCGGAUUUCUUGACAAGGGUUGUUGGGCUGGAGAUACCUUACAUUGCUCAAAGGCCAGUGCUGGUCAUGUACAGCCUUGAGCGGCGGUUGUUGCCCCGGCAUUCCUUGUUAAAUAUUCUCAAUGCAAAGGGAUUGCUUCAUCCUGACCUUGACUUCUAUACUGCGGUUGCGCUGACCGACAAAAGGUUUCUGGACAAGUAUGUGCAUCCUUAUGAGAAGAGUAUUCCAGGCCUCGGUGCGACUUAUGCAUCUUACUGCGCUGGGGAGGUAUUGGACGGAGUUUCUUCCUGAAAAGACAAAAAGGAACAAGAGGCUCUACAGAUACCUUGGCUCGACAAUAGGUUUCUUUUUUUGGAUCAACAUUUUAAGAGCUUGUAGCCUGACAGUAAAGCAAUGGAGGAGCUAUCUAAUGGAGCAUCUAUCAAGGUUCGCGGCACGAGUUGGCAGCGCAGCUUGUCAGUGUUGUGUUUGAUUGGUUGGCCAUAUUUUUUUCUGAUUGAUCCGAUUUGCUCAGCAAUGACGAGUAGAUUUCAUUAUCUUUUGUCAUCUAUUGUAGCCAACAUGGAGUAUAUUCUAAUCUCACCAUUCUGCUA
Lolium perenne is the source of this 1568-nucleotide messenger RNA. RefSeq lists its product as uncharacterized. The record is from RefSeq and is a predicted model, not a curated record. Gene Ontology annotation, biological process: regulation of DNA-templated transcription. Gene Ontology annotation, molecular function: double-stranded DNA binding. NCBI's taxonomy places the organism in Eukaryota, Viridiplantae, Streptophyta, Magnoliopsida, Poales, Poaceae.